AUGGACCUGCCCGCAGAUCUCUGUGUGGAUGGCGAGAUUGACAAAGAGAGUGGCCUGCUUUGCGGCCUACCCGAGGAUAUCUCAGAGGCUCGUAAACACGAGCUUACACAGGCCUUCACUGUGAACAAGUGGAAGUGGUGGUACAUAUCGCCCAUCGAUCAGUUAGACAACACUAAAGAGGAUGAGAGCACCCGUGGCAGAGAGGUUGUCAAGGGCAUGCUGAAGUGCAUCUAUAUGCGCCGUGGUAUGGAUACCAUCCUGCAGUUACCUGACCAUAGCGAUGGCUCGCCAUGGUAUGUUAGCCCUCGAGAUGGUAUCCCCCCACACCAUAUCGAGACGCAUGCCCUAAGCUACGCCGCUUUGAAGCCUAUGGUUGAUAAGUUCAUGAACGAUCAUUUCCAGGACCUUGCCGUAUCCUCAGGGGCUGCUGGCCCACAAUCAAUGGCUGUUACUCUAUCACACGGCGCUCAGGUUCAGGCUACCUUAGCGGAUGAGGGUGGGGAUGACGACGGUGGUAACCUGGAUAUCAGCCUCCUUCGGAUCCUAAACAUAGCCUCCGCGGAUUUCCUAAGUGUGAUGGCCAUGAUCAGGGAGGACGCGGUCGCACAGAUGCCGGCCGAUGUCGUCCUAGAGGAACUCGUCAACAUCGGAGAAGCGAGCGGCGGUCCCCAGAGAGCCCGGAAGCACAUCAGAGACGCAUCUCACUCCCAGGGUGUAUUGACAUUCGGCUCGGCGCACACCGAGGCCAUCAUGCAAGGCACCGGCGACUUCGGCCUGUCGUACCUACAGCUCCUCGCGCUCGGCGAUGAUCCCUAUGACUUCAUUCCUGUUGAGCGCAAGUCUGUCCUGAGCCGCGUCCUGGCACGCUCCCCUGUCAACACCCAUGUCCUGGCUCUAUGUUGCCGUCGUGCCACGGAGAAGGAGAGGACGCUGGUCAUGGUCAGCACCCCUUGGCAGCAGUUGACGCUGUUUGCCAUCAUGAAGAAGGCGUCCCUGAACGUGUUGUCUGUCCGCGCCGGCAUGACAGCAGCUGAGAAGGCUAGCGCUUUCAGUGCAUUCAACGACCCAACCACCAACGUCAACGUGCUUCUGCUGAACACUAUGGUGGGCGCGGCUGGUCUCAAUCUCCACCACUCUUGCAACUUCGGGAUCCAGGUGCAGGUACCAUGGAGUUACGGCAGUUCUGGACAGUACCUAGGUCGCCUUGUCCGCCUGCGGCAGACCAAACCCGUCACCUGGGUGAUCUUGACUGUCAAUGAUACGGCAUACAACUUUCUGGAGCACCGAGCCUGCCUCAAGGAGGUCCAGGCUCUGAGCGCCACACUCAAAUUCGGUGGACCGCACCUGAACACCCCAUUUUCCCGCAAGCUUCUGAGUUACGAGGUCCUCCGCGUGUUUUGGAGCCAGCCAUUCAACCGCAUGACCUGGGAACAUGCCCACCCCCAGCACAUCCAGGACUUUACCUCCGAGAACUCGCGCACGUUUGGCCAAUUCUACAGCCUCCUCUCCAGCCUGCUACUUGAAACCGAGAAGGCUGAUUUGCCUGAUGACUGGGCGGAUAUUCUAAGCGCGGCGUCCAGCCUCAAGAUGGCGCUGCCCCUGGCCUACCUCAAGCACUGUAACGGCAUGCUCCCAGAGCAGCUGACGUGGGAUGAGAUGCGCACCGUCUGCGAUAGCGCCCAGAGCGACCCCGAUGUCCAGGAGCAGACAAGCGAUUUUACCCCCACGAACGAGUUUGGUACGGUAUCCAAGUUCAAGCAGCACCCUCUGUUUUCGGUUCGGCCGGAUGAUGACACCGCGGAGGGCAGUGGCCACCAGGCAGAAGGCAGUGGCCACCAGGCAGAAGGUAGUGGCCACCAGGCAGAAGGCAGUGACGAUCAGGCAGAAGGCAGUGACGACCAGGCAGAGAACAGCGCUGAGGAAACCCCUAGCCGCCGCCCGCGCAAGCGUCGGUCUACCAGCCCAGUGGCGAGUCAUCGUGAGAAGCGUCCCCGGCAUGGUACCGCCGACGCGCUGGCGGACUUCCUGAGCGAUGGCGAUGAGGUGGACGAAAGCUGA
Molecule: messenger RNA, 2058 nt
Organism: Diaporthe batatas
Lineage: Eukaryota; Fungi; Ascomycota; Sordariomycetes; Diaporthales; Diaporthaceae
Exons: 2
Coding region: 1-2058 (685 amino acids)
Source: RefSeq, a predicted model, not a curated record